Messenger RNA from Scatophagus argus, 4744 nucleotides. RefSeq lists its product as uncharacterized. The transcript has 17 exons. The record is from RefSeq and is a predicted model, not a curated record. Bases 330 to 3116 code for a protein of 928 amino acids. Gene Ontology annotation, molecular function: protein binding. NCBI's taxonomy places the organism in Eukaryota, Metazoa, Chordata, Actinopteri, Scatophagidae.
GCUCAACUGUGCCUUAACGAAAGCAACCUCCUCUGAUGACAUGGACACGCUUAGUCAUAGAUGAUUAAGAUUAUUGUCAGUAGGAAGGCGGCUGGGUGUGUCCGUUACUGAGAGGUGGACUGGAUUUAUACGCCGCUGUCCCAGUGGAGAAAAUAUCUGCUCUCCACAGUAUUGAUAGGCUGGUUUCAUGUUGAUAUUCUGUCAAUCUACUAAACUGGGAGAGAUCAGUGUUAGCAUAGCAGUCUGCGCACCGGACCCAACCAGGAAGUCAACUAAGUUGCAAUUAGUCUCACUUUGAUUUUUAUUACGUUAACGUUUGAAACAACAAUAUGAGUUCUACUGGCUCUCCGCAGACUAUUGGGGAGUUGUUCCUCGUCCUCAGUGAGAUGGGUUUCACAGAGGAACAGAUCCAGGCAGCUCUACAGGCGGGCCAUUUUUCUGUGCCAGAUGCUGCUGAGUGGCUCUUACAGGGUCAGUUUCCGCGGCACAAGUUGGUCAAGCAGUCGUCACAGCCAGCUGAGACAGCAUUUUCUGCCUUCAACCCACCCAAAGAGGCAGCGAGCACUUCAGAGACACAUACAUCUCCUUCUGACAGCAGAGCCGCUCCUUCAUUGGUGCUCAGACCAUCGCAGCCAUACACCUCGUCCCUGGACCCGCUCCCGGUCGAGUCCCGCAUCAAGCAGGACAAGAGUAACUUUGAAGAGCAGCAGAGACAACGCGUCGCUCAGGAGGCCAGAGCAGAGAGACGGCAAAAAAAACAGGAGCGUGAGAUGGUGUUAAAGCGGAUAGCUGAAGAUCGGAAGAGUCUGCAGGAGAAGAUCCAGACCGGCGCUGCCACAGAGACGUCCCCUCCCAGUGGUGAGGGGCAGAGGCCUGAAAGAAAGAUUCAGACUAAUGUGGAUAACAACUGUGUCCUCAUGAUUCGGCUCCCAUCCGGCGAGUCCAUGCGUGAGCGCUUCCCAGCUGAUGCUCCUCUACGCAGCGUCGUGGAGCACAUAACCGGACGUCACCCCUCCCUACCCUCCUUUUCCCUUCUCCAGGGUUUUCCACGGAAACGCUUUGGGGAGGCAGAGCUCGCUUGUUCGCUGCGCUCUCUGGGCCUCACACCCAACGCUGCACUGUGUAUUCAGACCACUCCUCCAGAGACACCUCACGAUGCAUGGAGUCCUGCAGAUCCACCAUCAGCGGGACAGAAUGAGCCGUCUCCGUGCGAUUUCUCUCCUCAGCCACAAAUCCCUGCCCUGGAGGGGGCGGGAGGACAGCCACAAAUCCCUGCCCUGGAGGGGGCGGGAGGGCAGGACCUUGUUCUGCCUCCUCCACUACCCAACCAGGUGUGGGAAGAGGCAGUGAAUUACGCGGGUUUACCAGGAGCUGGUCCUUCACUCUCCGGGUUGGCUCACUUCUGGGGGCGAGGCCAGAGGUUGGUUCCUGGUAAUGCUGAGGGAGCUGCUGGCAUAGAGGUGGAUGAGGAACAAGAAGAGGAGGAACCACAUCUCGUGCUUAAUGGAAUGCCGAGGCUGCCUUUCUUUCCGGAGAACAGGUUCAGAGGAGAAUUUGAACCAAGGCACUACUGGCCAGACCAAGGCAAUCGACUCAGGGAGGCUCCAGAAGAGGACCCAGCAGAGCCCGAGGAUGCAGGUGCAGCUGCAGGUCUGGCUGCAUUGGAGCGUCUUCAAAGAGCUGCACAGCAAGAAGACGCCCGUGCCUCCCAGGGACAACCAUCGCCUCCUAAAAGACCCUUCAGGACACCAAGCGUGCCAUCCCUAUGUGCCUUGGCCAGCCGUGCAACUGUCCACCUCAUGACUGCUCCCAACAUGCAGUACAGAAGCAGUCUGGCAGGCCUCACCCCAGAGCUAGCGGAGCUUCUGCUCAACCACAUGUCUCGAGAGAGGCUCCUACGUCCACGCACCCUGGAGCUCUUCUUCGGCUGCCCGUUGCAGAAGUUGGUCUUAAACUGCUACCCUUACUCCACCAAUGAGCUUCUGCGGCAGUUGCGGGCCUUCAAAACACUGAAACAUCUGAGUCUGGUCAACUCGCAUCUCAUCACCGACUCAGGGCUGUCCAUCCUGUCCAGCCUGGUCAAACUCCAGUACCUCAAUCUGGCCUCCUGUAGCAAACUGACCGACUCCUGUCUGCAGCAUAUCACAGGUUUAAAGAGUUUGUGUUUCCUGUCCCUGGACCAGACCAAAGUGACUGAUGCUGGGAUGGUGCUGUACCUCCAGUCAACUCAGUCCCGCCUCUCUCAGCUCAGCCUGAACCAGACGGCUGUGACUGAGGCCACACUGGUAGUCCUGACCACCUGUGUGCCGCAACUGCGGCUCCUCAGCAUCAAGCAGACAAAGGUCAGGGACGUGUCUGCUUUGGUAGAGCUGCCCAACCUGCAGACACUCAACCUGGAUGGGACAGGUGUGACAGAAAGCUCUCUGGAGCACCUCGCCUCCCACCCUGCCCUGUCUUCCCUCAGUUUGGCGGGUGUUGCUGUAGCGGACGGCAAUCGGGCCCUUCAGAUCAUCUCAGGUCUAAAGUUGACUCACCUGACCCUCCCUGGACGCCACAGUGUGACAGACAGUGGGUUGGCAUUCCUCUCUAAGCUGUCUCUGCUCUCAGAGCUGGAUCUGACGGACUACACACAAGUCACAGACCAGGGAGUCAGCCUGCUCUCCACCAUGACCAGGUUGAAGAAGCUGUCACUAAGCAACACUCAGGUGACAGAUGCAGGGCUCCCGUCUCUGCGUGGCCUGCAGGAGCUGGAGGAGCUGUGUUUGGACCGAACAGCAGUGACCAGCCGAGGAGUGGCUGAGCUCAUCACCUGUCUGCCGCACCUCAAGGAGUUGGGGUUAGCCAGCAGUCAGGUGGGAGACACAGUAGUGAGGAGAGGUCUGAUCCACUGCAGUCAGCUUGUUAAACUCAAUCUCAGCCGCACACGGAUCACAGACCACGGCCUAAAGUACUUGAAACACAUGCAUCUGGCUCAGGUGAACCUGGACGGCACCGGAGUCAGUCUGAUGGGCAUUGCAAACCUCCUCUCUCUCACUAACAUCAGCAGCAUUCGUGCCAGCAACACUCGCAUCAUCCCUGCUGAUGAGGUCUCAGAUGAGGAGUGGGAAGCCCAGUGAGCAUGGAUAGCCUCGGUUGGUCCAUGCAUAACGGUACCCGAGCGCGCCACUGGUUGCUGCAUCCCCCUUUUGGCCCGUGAGACAUAGUUCCACCGGGAUCCUCUUAAAAACACUCCUCCCAGUUGCACUGUUUCAACUGCAGCUUGUGCCACUAAUCUGCCAAUCAGGCGUGCUACCAAGUUGAAACCUUUAACAGUGAGCCUCAUGUUUUAAAAACUAGGCCAUUACCAAUGUUUACGUAUCAUCUGUAUUUACAUGCAUACACACUAUAGGUAUUGAACACCCCAUGUGACAAACAUAACAGCUUUAGGAGUUUUUGUGUAGCCUUAUAGGUUGGAGCUACAAGUUUUCUCCUGGUUGGCACUUCUCAAGCCGACUGGUAGGAACACAUUAAGUGUCUGAGAAGUAACUCGCAACACAGCAUGUAUUUUGAGAGUAUAAUGACUAACAGAUGAAAACUAAAAAAAAGAAAUUGUCAGUUUAACUAAAUACGGUUGAAGAAGAAGUAGUUUCGUGGGGAAGCGAACACAGCUAACAAUGAAUCUUAAGCUGCAUUCAUGUCAUGUUGGAUUUAUUACAAGAACAAGCUGAGUUCACAUUAACCUCCUAAUGUUUGUUAGGCGGUGAGUUAGUUUAUUUAUUAGCUUGAAUGUUGCUAUUCAAAACUAUUAAUCGUGCAGAAAACACUGCUGCAGGUGUGAGCUGUCCAAUAUAAUGAAAAUAUUAAUUUCACUUUAUGUUGUGUAACACUUACUGCUUCUAAAGACUAAAGAUGUCGACUCCUGUAACUUUAUGAUUGGCUUGAAAUCCUUAAAAACAAAAGGAUGCUCAUGUUGCUGCCACCAUGACAAAAAAAAAUAUUUGUUUUUAAACCAUCCUGCCAGGUCUUUACAUGACUGAUCUGGGCAGAUACUGACUAGAAGAACCAAGUUGUCAAAAGGAGUGAUGUUUCAUGAUGAGCAAGUCAGUAUGUUUUAGUGUGAAAUGUUAUAAUGCGCAACAAAUAUGAGAAAAUAUUACUUGUUGUAAUGAUUAUCUUAGUUGAAAGAACUGGCAUGUACUAAUGAAACUUUGGUUAACAUAACAAUGUCACAGAGGUAGCAAAACAGAUACCUUUCAGUGUUAUGCUGACGCCAGCCCGGUUUGACGUGAACACAGCUCAUAAUGAAGACUUUAUAACUUGUGUAUGGAUCACCUGUAUGGAUGUUAGCUUACAACUAACCACAAAUCAUUGUAAAACUCUUGUAUUUUUCUCUGUAAGUGCAUCCUGGAGAUGCACUGGAUUCCGUUGAUAGUUUGGAAAUGGCUGUCAUUCCCCCUUUUUUUCUUAAAAGCAUUGGUUAAGACAAAAGAUGCCAGCUGUUUUUUGUUUUUUUGAGACAGCCAACCCAUUUUCAUUUACGUGGAAGAUGAGUUAAGCAGCAUACACAGUGUAGUGUGGGCUAUACGAUGAUGUAGGAUCUAUGCAGCCAUAGGGCUCACAAGCCAGAAUCCAAAGCCACUUCUUUAGUCACUUCAAAUUUUGUGUUUACAAAGAUGUAAAAUAGUUUAUUUUCCCUAACAGCUUUUGAUUUUUGGAUAGAGUACUGUAUUAAUUAAGCUUAAAAUAAUAAAGUCCUCAAUCUAAA